UAGCCAAUCAGUAACUUGUAUUGUCACGUGUUGUUUGCGUAGCGCCAAAUAGCGUACCAAAAAAAAUGAUUGAUGGUGAAGCCGACCAAUCAAUAACUGAGCUGCCGGUACGCCUCACAUUUGUCGUCAAAACAGGCGGGGGCGUGAGGGUAAUUGAUUGAUGGCGGAACUGGCCAAUCAUAACGGCAAUAAGGUGGAGUUGUAGGACGUCAUUUGCGACUUCGGCGAAUCAUAUCAGGGAAGCUAGUGACGGAGGUGGGCUCAGCAGAGAGUUGGGUAAGGAUGGAAUCCGCCAAAUUUAAGAAAGAAUUGAUCAGUAAGUUACUGUACUUCUAUUUUACGGAUCAGAAAACCAAAGUCAAUGGCGAUGCUGUCAUCAUUAUGUGUGAAAUGGUAAAGUUAUUUGUGAUAGAGGCAGCAGCUCGAACAGCCAGACAGGCUUCCUCUGAAGACUCUAAGGCAGCAGAGAUUGACCAUUUUGAGAAGGUUUUGCCUCAGCUGCUUCUGGAUUUCUAGGAUCAGAUAUUUCCGCCAGGUGGUGCUAAUUUUACAGCACAGAAACAGGCCCUUUUGGCCCACCACAAACCUUUCCAUCGAAACAAUAUGAUCAUACUGCUGAAACCACUGUCACCUGUUGUAGAGCUGAUGGGACUGCUUCUUCACAGUUUAAGUGUGAUAUAUAUUGUGAAUUUGAUGUCAGUGUUUCAUUACUUAUAACCAUUAUUAUUUAAUUCUAUUUUUCCCUUCAUGUGUUUUGAAGGAGCUAUAUUGUACCACAGGAGAGCAGAAUGGGCAUUCUUGUCUUUAAACUAUAGAGUUUCAAACUUUGGUUCCCAGGUGGAUCAGUUUUUAAAAAGGUGCUGUCUUAAGGCAAUGGGUUAGAAAAAGCUUUGAAGACCAGCCAAGAUUCAACAAACGCUAAUUCAUAAUGUUGUGUUAAGCAUUCAAUGACUUGAGAAACCUUGAAGAUUCAAGGUUCACAGUACAUGAAACCAUUAAAACUGGAAGAGAAGACAAAGUAAAUGUUUUGGAUAUCAAUAUUGUUGACUGUGUGCCUUUUGUAACCAGAACAUCAUGUACACUUAUUAAAAGCAGAAGCUAAUUGUU
This is a messenger RNA of Pristis pectinata (smalltooth sawfish), 1107 nucleotides long. It is a transcript of the gene cenpx, whose product is annotated as centromere protein X. Bases 283 to 516 code for a protein of 77 amino acids. Lineage: Eukaryota; Metazoa; Chordata; Chondrichthyes; Rhinopristiformes; Pristidae. The record is from RefSeq and is a predicted model, not a curated record. The transcript is spliced from 5 exons. Gene Ontology annotation, cellular component: FANCM-MHF complex; Fanconi anaemia nuclear complex. Gene Ontology annotation, biological process: resolution of meiotic recombination intermediates; kinetochore assembly; DNA repair.